CUCAACUUCCUGCACUGGCUUGAGACCUCCAUGUGCCUCUCGUGAAGCGACCUGUCUGCUCACAUCAGAUCCGCCACUGAGCAAUAAAUGACGCUCAAGAUACUUGUGCUCAUACGCUGUCACUUGGUGAACUCUCUCAUCCGUAGACUCUGAGCAUCAUCCUGAAUGGUAUUGGGGCUUUUUGUCACGAUGCUUCCGGUCAUUCAGACUCAGUACGGUCCAGAUAGACAAGCCCAGUGCUGUCAGGAGUUGCGUACGGCAGGAAUGCGAAACCGAGUGUAUUGCUACUGUCUUGGGAAGUAUGAGACAAAGAAAGUGAUGCUUUCUUGCCGCUUCCGGUCGGCCUCAAUGCCACCUCUACAGUUACCGCACCUUUGCACUUUGCAUCUUCGGGUGAAUCUUAGUCAACAUGGACACCAUCACGCCGCUCUUGUAGCGGGCCUUGAGCUGCUCAUUGCGCACACAACCGCCGCUUGCCUUACCGUCCUCGUCCUAGUCAUUGGACGAUACUGCACGCCAGCUCUGAGAGCAUACAUCGCCGCAUUCACAAUCGUUGCAGUGCUUGCAGGACUGUUUGCACAUGAGAUUGGGCUGGGAAUCAGUGAGCCGGUGAUUGAAGAGUUCAGACGCGAUGGGGAGGCGGUUGACGGAAUUGGUAUUGUAUCCCGGCCGACUUAUGACCGUCACUCUGGUAAAUUGUACUAUGGAGGGGCAGCUCCGUGGUAGAACUCAUGACGGUUCAGGAGAUUCUCUAAGAACGGUAUCGUUGAGAGAGGAUGCCGACCUGCGAGCAACCGAGGAACCUCGAUCCGGGAUGGCGCCUUCCCCGCGCCGCGCCAUCCCGCCCUCCGCAUUGGGUGACAUCAACGUUGGAUAUGAAGCAUGUGACCGCUACAUCCUCUCCUCUGCUCCCAACGCCGGAGGAAGCGGGUCAAUGCCAUUCGGCCACCGCCCCACUUACUCCAUGGAUACGGACGAGCUGGAUUACCUCGAGAAGCGCG
This is a messenger RNA of Baudoinia panamericana UAMH 10762, 1001 nucleotides long. RefSeq lists its product as uncharacterized. The transcript has a single exon. The record is from RefSeq and is a predicted model, not a curated record. Lineage: Eukaryota; Fungi; Ascomycota; Dothideomycetes; Mycosphaerellales; Teratosphaeriaceae. The coding region runs from base 166 to 726 and encodes 186 amino acids.